AUGGAAAGGAAAUAAAAAACCAAAGAAAUUACAAUAAAAACUACUCAGAUUAAUAAUAGUAUUAAAAUUAACUGUGCUUAAUAAUUCACAAAAUUAUAUAGUUUUUAAAAUGAGUAUUUAUAAGUAAAAAGAUAUGUUUUAAUUAGAAUCUUCAGGAAAAGGUAUAAAUUGAUAAUUUGGAAUAAGUUUAGUAAAUUUUAGAGUUUUGAGAUAAUAGAGUAUUCAAAAUAAGGUGACAGAGGAUCUAUUGAAUGA
Molecule: messenger RNA, 255 nt
Organism: Paramecium sonneborni
Lineage: Eukaryota; Ciliophora; Oligohymenophorea; Peniculida; Parameciidae
Source: the annotation of a GenBank genome assembly